AGCUAAAAUUUGGUAUUUGCUAUAUUAUCCUCAACUUAAUAUUCUUACUCAGGAUAAGCUUCUCACUCUCUCUCUCUCUCUCUCUUACUACCAUGGCUUCCUUGUCCGCGACGACAACAGUUAGGGUUCAACCAUCGUCUUCGUCUCUACAUAAACUUAGCCAGGGGAAUGGAAGAUGUUCAAGUAUAGUGUGUUUGGAUUGGGGCAAAAGCAGUUUCCCAACACUCAGGACUUCUCGUCGUCGAUCCUUUAUCUCUGCUGCAAAGAAGGAAACAAUUGACAAAGUGUGCGACAUUGUAAAGGAGAAACUGGCUUUAGGAGCUGAUGUUGUGGUCACAGCUGAUUCCGAGUUUAGUAAACUCGGUGCUGAUUCAUUGGACACGGUUGAGAUAGUGAUGAACCUCGAGGAAGAGUUCGGUAUCAAUGUGGAUGAAGAUAAAGCUCAAGAUAUAUCAACCAUCCAACAAGCCGCCGACGUUAUUGAGAGUCUUCUUGAGAAGAAAUAGACCCCAAACUAUGCUCUCUCAAUCAGUCAAUCACCUAGCUAGGGAAUGAAUUCUUGUACCAAUUUUGCAAGCCCCUUUUUUAUUAAUUGAUUCAAUUCACCCUGCUGCCAUUUUUGGACUUCAUUGUUUGAAGAUUAUCUUUUCGAGUUUUGUAGUUCAAUUUUUUUGAUUUUAAGUGAUGAUGACAUCAAUUAUUUCCACUUUUUUGGACAAUGUUCUUAAUUACAUUGGCAAAUCUUAUGUAAAACUUCAUUGGUAGCAAAAAAGGAUUGCAUGAUUUCUGAUUA
Messenger RNA from Spinacia oleracea (spinach), 793 nucleotides. The record is from RefSeq and is a predicted model, not a curated record. Lineage: Eukaryota; Viridiplantae; Streptophyta; Magnoliopsida; Caryophyllales; Amaranthaceae.